AUGGCACCCAGAAUAGAGAGGCACACGGGACCAGAGGAGGACCGCGAAGAGGAAAUACACAGUCAUCAAUCACCCAGUGUGUCAGGAGACGAUGACGGCGUCGACAUCUCAGAACGACCUCCGAAGCGACGCCGCCUGUCAGAUUCCGAAUCCUCAGAAAAUGGCCCUUUCGUGCCUCAGCAACCGCUCCCAACCCUAUCGCGCAUAAAGAAGAAGUCGGAUUUAUCCGCUGCCAAAGGACCUGAUCGAAACGCCGACCAGCCCGACCCCGUUACGGCCAAAGAUGCAUUCGCUCUGGGUCUUCAGUCGAUGGACUCUUCCUUCUCUUCGUUGGGCCUCGCGCCUUGGUUGGUUGGCUCGCUAUCUGCAAUGGCGAUUAGGCGGCCCACAGCGAUUCAAAGAGCGUGUAUUCCGGAGAUAUUGAAAGGGAGGGAUUGUAUUGGUGGGAGUCGAACGGGUUCGGGAAAGACAGUUGCGUUUGCGGCGCCUAUAUUGCAUCGGUGGAGUGAGGAUCCGUUUGGGAUAUUUGCGGUUGUGUUGACUCCGACGAGAGAGCUGGCGCUUCAGAUAUUUGAGCAGUUUAAAGCUAUUUCUGCUCCGCAGUCACUUAAACCUGUUUUAAUUACCGGAGGCAGCGAGAUGCGUCCGCAGGCUAUCGCUCUAUCAACGAGACCGCAUGUUGUCAUCGCUACCCCGGGACGUCUAGCAGACCACAUAAAGACCUCUGGGCAGGAUACAAUAUAUGGGCUUAAUCGGGUACGGAUGGUCGUUCUCGACGAAGCUGACAGACUUCUGGCCAGUGGACCGGGAAGCAUGCUCCCCGACGUGGAAACCUGUCUAUCAGCGGUGCCAUCAUCGACGUCACGACAAACAUUACUCUUCACGGCCACGGUAACACCGGAAGUUCGUGCCCUUAAAUCUAUGCCACGAUCCAAAGACCGACUACACAUCUUCGUCACCGAAAUCUCCACCGAAAAUAACACGACUAUCCCGCCCACCCUGAAACAAUGCUAUCUCCAAGUUCCCAUGACCCAUCGCGAAGCAUUCCUUCAUGUUCUUUUAUCCACGGACGCCAAUAGUUCUAAGCCAGCAAUCAUUUUCUGCAACCGGACGAAAACCGCGGAUCUACUGGACCGCUUAUUACGCCGAUUAGGCCACCGAGUGACUUCUCUACACAGUUUGCUACCCCAGUCCGAACGGACAUCCAACCUUGCGCGGUUUCGCGCUUCAGCCGCCAGGCUUUUGGUCGCCACAGAUGUGGCUGCACGUGGCUUGGAUAUCCCGUCUGUUGGUCUGGUGGUAAACUUUGAUGUUCCGCGCAAUCCUGAUGAUUACAUUCACCGAGUUGGUCGAACUGCUCGUGCGGGGAGAGAAGGUGAAGCAAUUACGCUAGUUGGCCAACGAGACGUGCAGCUCGUUCUAGCCAUUGAGGAACGGGUUGGGAGGCAGAUGGUAGCUUGGGAGGAGGAAGGUGUGAGUAUCGAAGGAAGAAUAGUAAGAGGAGGCUUGUUGAAAGAUGUCGGAGGAGCAAAACGGGAAGCUCUUGGAGAGAUUGAAGAAGGGAGAGACGUGCUUGGUCGUAGGGUGAGGAAAUUAAAAAGGACCCGCUGA
This is a messenger RNA of Coccidioides posadasii C735 delta SOWgp, 1611 nucleotides long. It is a transcript of the gene DBP8, whose product is annotated as Putative RNA helicase. The record is from RefSeq and is a predicted model, not a curated record. NCBI's taxonomy places the organism in Eukaryota, Fungi, Ascomycota, Eurotiomycetes, Onygenales, Onygenaceae. Gene Ontology annotation, molecular function: RNA helicase activity; ATP binding; nucleic acid binding.